Molecule: messenger RNA, 1757 nt
Organism: Cuscuta epithymum
Lineage: Eukaryota; Viridiplantae; Streptophyta; Magnoliopsida; Solanales; Convolvulaceae
Source: the annotation of a GenBank genome assembly
UAAUUAACCAUUUUCGAGCAAUGAUUGUCUUUGUCGUACGCCAGGAGGGCUUUGCAGGCAGAGUGCCAUCCAAUGGGAAAAAAGAAGCAUCGAAGUGUAGACUUUUAUCUGUGACAGUUGAAGGUUUGAUCGACUGUCCCUCAAAGGGUACACCUUGUCUUGUUCUAAAGCAAAUCAGAGGUUCCUGUUCCCAUUAGGAAGGGUGUAUACAUGUUGGGUACAAGCAUUGUUGAAAAAGUUAAGACUGGUUAGGUUAGCUCAACGAGAAUUGCAGGAGAUGUACUUCAGGUGCGCAUUGUUAGCCCUAGUCCUGGGGUUGUCCACUCCCAGCGGGCACCCCUACUCUCUGGCUCUCUCAACUCCUUUAGGAUCGAAUUCUUUGCGGCAGCUGAGUCGGGAAUUGUUGGACUCGGUCAGAGAUCCCCACUUUUCCGAUUGGUUGAAACAGGUCAGAAGGAGUAUCCAUGAAUACCCGGAAUUAGGGUUCGAAGAGCACUUGACGAGUCAGCUCAUCAGAAAUGAGCUUGACGCUCUGGGAAUCGAGUAUACCUGGCCGGUUGCCAAAACUGGGGUUGUCGCUGUUAUUGGUUCCGGCGAUCGACCUUCGUUUGGUUUAAGAGCUGAUAUGGAUGCUCUCCCUCUUCAGGAAUUGGUGGAAUGGGAACAUAAGAGCAAGAUUAAUGGUAAAAUGCAUGCUUGUGGGCAUGAUGCUCAUGUUGCCAUGUUGCUUGGAGCAGCCAGAUUGCUUCAAAGCAGAAAGAAGAACUUGAAGGGAACUGUGAAGCUGGUUUUCCAACCCGCUGAAGAAGGCAUGGGUGGGGCUAACCAUAUGUUAUUGGAAGGAGUGAUGGAUGAUAUAGAAUCAAUGUUUGGGCUCCAUAUAUGGCCAGGUAUGCCUGUUGGUAAAAUUGCUUCAAGAGCAGGGCCCUUGCUUGCAGGCUCAAACAGGUUUUCAGUUGUAAUACAAGGCAACGGUAGGCAUGCAGCUACUCCGCAUAAAACCCGAGAUACUGUUCUUGCCUCAUCUAUGGCCAUUCUUGCUCUCCAACAUCUUGUUUCUCGAGAAACAGAUCCUCUUGAGCCCAGGGUAGUAUCAAUUGGAUUUGUAGAGGCUGGUCAUUCAAAAGAAGUGAUACCAGAUCAAGUGAAGUUUGGUGGAACUUUUCGCUACUUGACUUCUGAUGGUUCAUCCUAUCUCCAACAACGAAUCAAAGAGAUAAUUGAGGCACAAGCAGCAGUUUACCAAUGCUCUGCAGCGGUGGAGUACCUAUCAGGGGAACGGACACCCUACCCGCCAACCCUUAAUGACCAAGGGAUGUACGAACAUACCAAGGAAGUCGGAGGCAUUUUGCUCGGUGAGAAAAAUGUGGAAUAUGCCCAGAUCACAAUGGCUGCUGAGGAUUUUGGCUUUUAUGCACUAAAAAAGAAAGCGGCUUUCUUUUUUAUUGGUGCAAGAAAUGAGACAAUGGGAUCCUCCAUCAAAGGACUUCACAGUCCUCACUUCAUUAUGGAUGAACGUGUUUUGCCCAUAGGAGCAGCUCUUCAUGCUGCUGUUGCCAUUGCUUACUUGGAUAGUCACCACAAUAAGGGACAAUAGCCUAAACUUCAUUUUCAGAUGAGUUGUAAAUUUGAAAUGUAAUCAAAUGUACUUACAGCGCACAUUAAAAUGACAUCACUAAUUUUUUUAAUAAACAGAGUCAAGGUAUAAAAUAAUUUCUCCCCAUCUCAAAGUUUUUCAUGUACGAUUGAAAGAAUGA